This is a messenger RNA of Clupea harengus (Atlantic herring), 1948 nucleotides long. RefSeq lists its product as uncharacterized. Gene Ontology annotation, biological process: transmembrane transport. Lineage: Eukaryota; Metazoa; Chordata; Actinopteri; Clupeiformes; Clupeidae. The coding region runs from base 544 to 1797 and encodes 417 amino acids. Gene Ontology annotation, molecular function: transmembrane transporter activity. The record is from RefSeq and is a predicted model, not a curated record. The transcript is spliced from 7 exons. Gene Ontology annotation, cellular component: membrane.
GAGUUGUGUUGAAUGUUUUGAAUGAAUGCUUUGCUGUUUUGGUCUGGUGAGUGAAUAACAUGCAUUACCAAAUUAUGUCUUGUGCAUUCAGAGAGAGAGAGCGAGAGAGCGAGAGGGAGAGAGGGAGAGAGGGAGAGAUGGAGGGAGAGGGAGAGGGAGAGAGAGACUGGUGUGUAAGUGGGAGGAGGCUCAAACAGAUCAUCACAAAAGCAUAGCUCCACCCUCUGUGAGGAGACUCCACCCAGCGAUGUGGUUAUAUUAUCCAAAGUGUGCAGUGCUUCCAGUCCAUCUUAGCAGCAAGCAGCCCUCUCGUAGCACGCUGCAGCUGUGAUGCCAUCUGAAUGAGCUUGUUCAUUUACAACAGCUCCACACAGUCAGUCACACCAGACCAGCUGCCUCCACCUUACAGCCACUCUUUACCAGUCUGGGGAGGCCUUACUCCCUCACAUACUAGUGUGACUCUCCCCGCCCUGGGGGGACUGUUCGGAUCUCUCCCGGCUGGGAAUUAAAGACGUGCCUGGGCCAUUUCCAAAAAGGAGGAGAAUGAAGUUUGAUGACGUCCUGAAAGAGAUCGGGGGCUUUGGCAGGUUCCAGAAAACCCUGUAUAUCUGGAUCUGCCUGCCACAGAUCCUGCUGGCGUUCCACAUGUUUGUGUCCAUUUUUACUAGCGCCGUGCCCCCUCACCUGUGCCUCUCCACGUGGCCCCCGCCCGCCGGCCAGGAGCCCAACUUCAACUUCAGCCAGGUGGAGCUGUCGUGCUCAGCAGGGGGAUCUGCUCAGGCCCAUCCCAGCAACAGCAGCACUCGGGCUGUCAGCGAGGGCUUGGGUGUGGGGGGCUGCCAGGGAGGCUGGGAGUACAGCAAGGAGAUCUUCCACAGUACGGUGGUCACUGAGUGGGAUCUGGUUUGUGAAAAUGCCACCUUGAACAACAUUGGAUCCUCUAUCUAUAUGUUUGGUCUGUUGGUUGGUGCUGUGCUUUUUGGCGCUUUGUCAGAUAAGUACGGUAGACGCACCAUCAUCCUGGUCGGAUUGGCCCUGCAGGUGGUGUUUGGAGUUGGAGCAGCUUUUGCCCCAACUUUCUCCAUCUAUAUCAUGCUGCGCUUUGUGGUCGGGACCACUAUCUCUGCUGUUAUCAUGAACGCAUUCGUAUUAGGCACUGAGUGGACUGGGCUGAAGCACCGCAUGUUGGCUGGCAUCAUCACCGACUACUUCUUUGGGUUUGGGUAUAUUCUGCUGGCGGGGGUUGCAUAUUUGAUCCGGGACUGGCGGCACCUUCAGCUGGCCAUCUCUGCUCCUGGCUUCCUCUUCAUCUUUUACAUCUGGGUUCUUCCAAAGUCAGCUCGCUGGUUGAUGGCGAACCAGAAGAAUGAGGAGGCCUUGGACCUGAUCCGGAAAGCAGCUCUUGUCAAUGGAAAUCCACUAAGAGAUGACAUUGAGCUUCAACAGGAUCACAAAAGUGCCAAGACAGUUAAGAAGCAAAGAAAACACACUGUUAUCGAUCUGGUCCGCACCCCAAAAAUGAGAAGGCAGUCUCUCAUUGUUUUCUACCUGUGGUUCGUCAAUGUGCUCGUUUAUUACGGCCUGUCUUUGAACAUCUCCGACUUUGGGAUCAACAUCUACCUCACUCAGUUCAUCUUCGGCCUGGUGGAAAUGCCGGCGCGAACCAUCACACUCUUCACCCUAAACCGCUCCCGGCAGAUAUCUCAGCUGGCCUUCCUCACCGUCGGAGGCCUGGCCUGUCUGCUCACCAUCUUCAUCCCUGAUGGUGAGAGUCUCUCUGGUGCAUCGCACACGUGACCUCCGACCCCGUGGCUCUAAAUGAGACGCUUGUGUUGCCGUGUGAAUUCCUCUGAGGCCUUGGGGACUUGUUUUGUUUGCUGAGCUAAUGAGUGCAGCUCUUGGUGAUGUAAUCUUUGCUCAAUUUUAUAGAAGGGUUUAUGAAGAUUUG